This is a messenger RNA of Malaya genurostris, 3749 nucleotides long. RefSeq names its product kelch repeat and BTB domain-containing protein 2-like. The transcript is spliced from 2 exons. NCBI's taxonomy places the organism in Eukaryota, Metazoa, Arthropoda, Insecta, Diptera, Culicidae. Gene Ontology annotation, molecular function: protein binding. The record is from RefSeq and is a predicted model, not a curated record. The coding region runs from base 1288 to 2352 and encodes 354 amino acids.
AAUAAAAAAAUUUCAAAUAAUUAUAUAAAAAGUCCCAUUUGUAUGGAAAUUGAUCAACAUGUUCUGAAACACCCCCCGAAAUUUUUUUCUGGGUACGCGCCUGUGGCUUGUUAUAAACUAUAGACAUGAACGCGGGACUGUGUUUGAGAUUUUUAAGUAGGAUUUUGAAAUGCGGUAGUUACAGUUCGAUAAAAAAAAAUCAAACUAUGUAUAAACACAACUACUCGAAAAUAAAUUGUUAUUGGUUUCGUAUUAGUAAAAUCGCUAAAUUUCGCGAGAAUUUUAGACGUAUUGAACAUCAUCUCUACAGCAGGUUAAUAUACAUAAAUCGAGACGCCAGGACUAAAGCUCAUGCAUGAAAUAAGUCUUUACGCAUAGCUGUAGAGUACCACAUCAGCAAUCUUUCACAACUAAUUUCUGCAAUGAAUAUUGAAACGUAAAAGUAGUAGUUUUACACAAUAAAAACAUUUGUAUUGAAUACAAUUACAAUUACAAUUGAGAGAGUAUGGAACUGUUUGAAGGUGGACAUAUUAACUUUAGCGAGCAUAUUUUCCACCGUAUAUUUAUCCAGAUGGUCCUCUUCGCGUUGUCUGAAUCAACAGAACUUAAAUUCGAUUGUGCUAACUGUGAUGUUUGUUCAGAAGAUCAUCAGAUAGCUUCGCGUCGAGCUUAUAGCUGGUUUGAUAGCGAUCGCCUUCUUGGCUGAAAAUAAAUUUUAGCAGAUAAUCUCGGAAGUAUUUAUCACUCUAUUAUGUGAUAUUGUUCUCUACUUUCGACACAGAACUGUUUGAAAUAUGCAUCCUCUAUAAUAAAUCAAUUAGGAUCUCUUCCGGUCAUCAUUUUUCUAGUGACAAUUCUGCAGCUUCUUAACACAAAUAUAGUUUUUUUUUGUUUCAAUUAUAGAGGCUUUAACAUUAAUGUCAUUCGCCUCUUCGGGCCAGAAAAACUUUCUGACCCUAUGUGCGGGGUUGGAACAAAUAUAGUUAUCAACAACGUAUCAAUCACCAAGGUAAUAUUUUGAACCAUCAAAAAUCCAACAAAAGACGAUCGAUCCAUAACCAUCCGUUACUAUGAUCAGUAAAGAUGAAAAAGUAGCUACAAGAAUAUGCACAACUGAAAAAGACGAUUAAUCCUUUUGGACCAGGAAUGAACUUCUUGAAUGUCGUCCCCCUCGCUCGUACAAGCUUAUACUGGACACAGGCAUCGCAGUAGUCGAGCCCAAUAGCAUCUUUGUCAACACUUCAUUUUAGCGAUCAAUCGAUUCAACAACAUAGUUCAUUUAACAGAAUGUCCAACCAACAUCAUGAUACCGACCGAACCUGUACCGGGGAACAACCGAAGCACUUGGAACUCAUUGAUCAGCGGCUGAAAAACUACAAGCACGCCGAUAUUCAAAUCCACAUCGGAAACACUUCGUUCGAAUGCCAUGCGUUGUUGUUGCAGUGUUUUUCGGAAGUGUUUGAUGAGCUGGGCAACGUGCCGGAUGUCACAUUGCCGGAAGAAAAAGUCACUCCGGAAGCUUUCACGCUUAUCUAUCAAUGGCUUCUGUCUACAAAGCCCGAUGUACCACGAGACCAUUUUAUCGAGGUUUUCCGAGCUGCGGUGUUUUUGCGCAUACAUGCACUGUUAAAUCAAUGUUGGAAUUGUUUGGGUGAUACCGAAGCACUAAUUGAGAACCGAGCCUUUCAGCUGUACACUGAAGCGAUUUCAUUCAAUCAAACGGAUAUACAAAAUAUGAUGCUGAAGAGAAUAUGCAAAUUUUUCCUGCCCCUAGUUGCUUCCGAUAUUUUUACAAAAUUGCCUGUGCAGGACGUUUGCAUUCUGCUGAAGUCUAACUACAUCGGUGUGUUCUCGGAAGCGGAUGUUCUGUACGCUGCGUCCAUUUGGUUAUUAGACGACUGGAACAGUCGCAGUCAAUAUACCAGUGAGAUUAUUAAACUAAUUCGUUUCCCUUUGAUGAGUCGGCCUCUGUUGUCCUGCUUACUCGGUACGGAUGACAACGAGCAAAUCAAUGGAAUCUUGCAGCAUGACGUAACGCAUAAUCUAAUCAUUCAGGCACUAGCUAACUCGUGGAAAACAUUUCCGAGCAAACGACCCGCCUCUUCCGGCUCAAAUUCGGUCUACAUUAUCAAGCCUGCCAGUCGCGUUUGGUUGAAAGAUCCGAAAAUGAAUUUGCCGAAAGAUGAACUGACCGGCUACAGACCUUAUCAUCAAGAAUGUGGGUUUGCAAGAUUUCUUAAACGAUUGGAACUCCUAGUGCAGAACCCGAACAGCUGGUGUCGCUGGCAAAAGAUCGAGUCAGUUGCUGACAAUGUGGAACCAUUUUCGAACAACAUCGAUUACGAAUACUAAACAAUCUGAAAGAAGUAAUUGGUUUCCUUUUUACAGCUCACUCUCGCCUUUGGGUUAACUGCGAAAUCAUUCCGUCUAUAAAAUUAAUAUAAAAGUCUGAAAUAUAAUAAAACUGAACUUUAUUAGCAUUUUCGUGUGCUGCUUUUGCGAUUUGAUUUGCUUAUCGUUGCAUCUAAAAGUCACCAUCUUGUUGUAAUUCGACAGUUCCUAGAUUUUUUUAGCUCGAUGCACGGUUGUAAACGAUUCUCUCAGCUCGACUGCGACAUCUCGGUCGAAGAGGCCAUUUGAAACAGUUAUCCAAUCUUUCAAUUGUCCGCAGAUCCAGUCCUCUUGGCUGCGGGAAAACAUUCUCCGAACACUUUUAUUACAUCGAUGACAGGGGUUCUCGCCAAAUUCUAUAAUUUCGUCACCUGGGUCUGCGGGUAGUUCGGAUUUUCGCGAUGCUCGAGCGAAAUGUUGACGCGUUGUUCCUCUUGCUUUAGAUACAAUUUUUACAACUGAAGGGAAAUGUCAAAUCAAACACACAUCUUCAAAUUGAAAAGUGCGCAGGUCUGAGCAUAAAAUUGUCACGCAUUCUUAAUGAAAGAUUCCAAUCCAAUAGCCUUAUAUUCGACAUUUAGAGGUUUCGUUUGGCACGUCUUUACUGUGUUAGUGACAUGGCACUUCGGUUCCAUUAAAAAGUGUUUUGCAAAUAGCAUUAACUUUACGUCUGCUUAGCGGUUCAAGUUGAACUGUAUAAGUUUGCACUAAGCAGUUCAAUUUGAACUGACGAGUCUAAGACGAAACGUGAAGAAAAGCUCAUAUUCGUAUUUUUACUGUCUCAUUCGUAAAUGAUCGCAUCCAAGAUAAACUAGGAGAGACGAAGCUUUUUCAUAUCUCAUUGUAAAGAAAGAGAGUUUCAAUAUUAAUGUCAUUCUUCUACGACAAGACGAAACCAAAAUAAAGUCUGCAGGGAGAAUCAGUCGAACUUCAAUUCUCAUUCUUUCAUCGAUAUAAUGAAAAUCUGUGUCGUUUGGCUUUAAAGAGAGUCUAAAAUAUGAUAAAUGGAAGUAAUUACACCCCAGAACCUUUUUGGAAGCAGAAAAUUACAAUGGAUACGAGCACCAACAAGUACAAAUUAUUGUAAAUCGGUUUCGUUCAUUAUCGAUUCUCAAAGCUUCGGUUGAAUAUCGACACUGCACAGUAUACGAAUUUCCCAGAAAACCGAAAAUGACUGAAAGGGUAAAUGAAAGAAAGAACACAAUUUUGAAACUACUGUUCCGCUUAUGUCGUUGACUAGACUUAGAUAUCGUUCCCAUAAUUUAUAAACGGAGCUAAUAGUGACAUUUAUUUCUCGUCAUUUUCGUCUAUUUUGAGUCAAUGAAAACGACUCUUAUUCGCUCUAGUGUAGGUUUUGU